Molecule: messenger RNA, 1331 nt
Organism: Amphibalanus amphitrite
Lineage: Eukaryota; Metazoa; Arthropoda; Thecostraca; Balanomorpha; Balanidae
Product: N-acetylglucosamine-6-sulfatase-like
Exons: 7
Coding region: 154-1326 (390 amino acids)
Biological process (GO): glycosaminoglycan metabolic process
Molecular function (GO): N-acetylglucosamine-6-sulfatase activity; glycosaminoglycan binding
Source: RefSeq, a predicted model, not a curated record
UCCACUGUACUGAUAUUGCAUUCAGCUUGGUAAUUGAUGCAUAAUUUUGAUUUGUUUGCUUGUUUCCAGAGCUUCAUGCACUUGGAUGGUACCUUGCCUAGGUAUACUUCGGCCUUGCUUUCUGAAAUAAGUUCUUGAAAAGUUUCAUCAAAUAUGUGUUUAAGUUCUUAUCAUAUGCUGCUUUUUACAAUAUUUUGUGCCAUUCCAGUCACCAUAUUUCAAUUAAACUUGUUUUACUUAGAAAACAAUUUAAGACAAAUUCCUAGUAAAUCAAAGCAUCCAAGUUUUGUAUUCAUACUAACAGAUGAUCAAGAUACAGUGCUGCAGGGAAUGCAUCCCAUGAGUUUUACUAAGAAGUUCUUUCAAGAUGGAGGCGUGGAGUUCAAGAAUGCAUUCGUGUCGACCCCGGUGUGCUGUCCGAGCCGGGCCACGCUGCUGACGGGCCGGUAUCAGCACAACACGGCAGUCCGCAACAACACUCUGGCCGGCAACUGCUGCGGCAGCGACUGGAGAGGCCGUUCGGAGCCGCGCACCGUGGCGGCGCUCCUCCGGCAGCGCGGCUACAACACCUUCUACGCCGGGAAGUACCUGAACCAGUAUGGCGAGCCGUCUGCCGGGGGCGUGUCGCACGUCCCUCCCGGCUGGGACUGGUGGGUCGGACUGGUGGGUAACUCGCGCUACUACAACUACACUCUGUCGGUGAACGGCACGGCGCGGAGACACGGCGACAGAUACGAGGAGGACUACCUCACAGACGUCAUUACGCGGUACGCUCUGGAGUUUCUGCGGGGCCGGUCCGCCGGCGGCGCGCCGUUUUUCCUGAUGGUGGCGCCCCCUGCGCCGCACUCGCCGCAGACCCCGGCGCCUCAGUACGCCCGCCUGUUCCCAGGAGCACGCGCGCCGCGCACCGCCAGCUUCAACAUAGCGGCAGAGGACAAGCACCGCCUGCUGCGGGAGCCGCCGUCUCCCCUGCCGGAGCCGGUGCUGCAGACCCUGGACGGCGUGUUCCGUGACCGGUGGCGCACGCUGCUCUCCGUGGAUGAUAUGGUGGCCGCGCUGACCGAGAGGAUGGCCCAGAUGGGCCUCCUGGACGAUACAUACCUCAUCUACACGUCAGACCACGGAUAUCACCUAGGCCAGUUCUCUUUGACGGUGGACAAGCGGAUGCCGUACGAGUUUGACCUGCGGGUGCCGCUGUAUGUGCGCGGCGGCCGGCUGCCGGCCGGGCGGGCGGUGCGGGCGCCCGUCUCUGCCGUGGACCUGGCGCCCACAGUGCUGCAGCUGGCUGGAAUGGACCCCGACCCGAGAUGGACGGCGUCUCACUGAUGGAG